GGAGAUCAGUCGUUUGACAGCGUCAGUCGCCCAGCUCAGAUGUUAAAGCGAGGUGGCGUGGAGAUUUUUGCGUUUGGGAUGGGUGGAAGGAGAAGUAAUAGAUAUUUGUCUUCCAUAGCGCACGACCGUUACCACGUGUUUAGUGCACGCUCGAGAUUGGGGCUAAGGAAGGUUAUUGAGAAAUUAGUGGCAAAAAUAUGCGCAGCUACUCCAAUCAGAAAACCAACACCCACAGGUAUGUGUUUUUAUUUCUUUUUCUUUUUCUGGUUUAAUUUUGUUGUUUUGUUGUUGUUUUUGUUUUGGCAUUUUUUUCGGCUAUUUGUUUCAUUUGGUUGGUUGACUCAGGACUGGGCCCCUCACUCCUGAGCUUCCUUCUCUCAUAUAAGGCCUGGGUCACGGUCACAGUCACAGUCCGACUAAUGUAUGUGUUGCCGAGUUACAGGAGAUUUUUAAGCUGCCUUUGUAUACUUAAAGGUUUUCGGUUCAGUCAGCUUGUUUCAAAUUGUACCCUAAGAUCCAGAGUUUGAGUGACCCAAUGACGGCUGCACGGCGAAGUGUUAGUGAAAUAUAUAUCGAAUGAGAAGAGGCUCAGCUCCUAUAUUACUUACUGUAUAAAUUAUGAUAUUGUGUCUGUUCACUUUUUCCCGUCCUAAAGGUGGAUUUCCAUUGUCGCGUAAUUUUUACACGCUUGCGCCAGUAAAUAAAAUAGAGGCAAUGUAUGGAAGGUCGCGCGUAAAGUGAAAGUUCAACUUCUCUCAACUUUUACGUUUAAGCGCGACCUUUGAUUCACGCUCAAUAUAUUUAUGCGCGUACGCAGGUAAAAAUAUCGCAACAGUGGAAUUCCUCCUUAUGUGUUGCGCGUUAAGCGAGUUUUACUUGAGCAAAAUUUUGCAAACAGCCAGAAAUUUGCUAAUGAAGUCAACUUUUCGUUCUAGUCGUAAUCGACAGCAAAUAUAGGGCAAUCGUCGCACGGGAAUUUGUUCAGCUAUUGCACAAUUAUUGUUUUUGUUUGCUUGUUUACUUACAGGACCACAAACAAUACCCACUCGUCCAACACAAAAGCUAGGUAAGGAAAAUUACUAUAACUGUGAUUCAGUUGGGUAUGUUCAAAUUUAAAAUAUCUUACCACAAUUGUCUUUUUCCAGUUCCGCCUCCAGCAAUGGGCAUUUACCCGCUGAAUGGCAUCACCCGCGGGAAAGACAUUGGCCCCUUUAAAAACCCAAGAGCUAAACUUGUCAACGUAGUGUCCAAGAACGGCCCCGAUGGGCUUCCAGCAGGAUCCUAUCAGCUCCAAGGAUUCGCAAACAGCUACAUAUACUUCCCAAAUACAGGGCGUUUGGAUGCUCAGAACUCCAUCACCAUCCUACUUUGGCUAAUGCCCGAAAGUGCCGGACCUAUUUUCCAUUACUUUCCCCGGGGUAUCGGUGUUAAUCUACGAAUGAUCAGCCGUAAGGUCAUCCGCGCGGAGUUCGUCAGUCGUAAUCGAAAGGUCACAAGGCGAAUUGCAAGGAGGAUUAGAUCGCGAGUGUGGAACUACAUUGCAGCAACGUACGAUUAUAACACGGGUCUGGCAACAUUGUGGUUGGAUUCCAUCCUUAUAUCACAACGAAAUAUCGGAAGGAUUCGACUGGCGACAAAUUACCCGGCAGUGUCUGGACGUAGACCUGGUGAUCCCCGGCACUUCCGUGGUCGCAUUGCGUGUCUUCAGAUUUACAACGUAGCAUUGAAUUCCUACCAGAUAAGAAAACUUAAGAGGUCCUGUUUCCGUGCAAGUAAGUUCACGCUUAUCAUGCUAACACGUACCUUAAUUUUCAUUUCGGAAAACAGACCAAAGAAUGUCCAAUCUUAAUUUGUUGUUUGAAGGGCUUGAGCAAUUAUUUGUCAAUUUUUGAAAUAAAUCUAUUUAACGUUUUUGUCGAGCGUUAAAACCUGCAGUAGUCUUGAGAGACAUGAGACGUUCAUUAGAUUUUACCCUGCUGACCUUACUUACCUACUAACUCUCAUUUACUCACUCACGCACUUACUUUUUUAUUAUUAUUUUAAUCAUGCUUACCUUAUUAUUGUAAACCACUUUUUAGGGCCGGUGACACCAUCGCCGACAGUGCCGAGUAAGUUAAACAACUCGUUAGUAAUAAAAUGA
Molecule: messenger RNA, 2140 nt
Organism: Porites lobata
Lineage: Eukaryota; Metazoa; Cnidaria; Anthozoa; Scleractinia; Poritidae
Source: the annotation of a GenBank genome assembly